GCUGCCAAACCCCACCACCCCGCUCCUUCCGUUCCUGCAGGGUCCACCCGCGCGCCUCUUUCCAAUUGACCAUCUUCCACGUGCUCGGGUUAGUGAAGGCAGCUCAGGGUCCCUCUUCGCCGUGUAGAAGACCGGGCUGAACACACAUCUCACCUUGCUCCCCAUCUCUCUAUCUUCAAACAGCCUCGUGAAAUUCCGAUUGGACGACUCUGACCCCAGCGGACUUCGAGACGCGCUCCAUCGACGCGUCUCUCGCCCAAUGAAGGCGAUGUGAAUGGCUCGACUUCUCCAACCCUGAUAGCACGCGACGGGGACGAAGAAACACCAUGCUCCACGAAAUCUUGUUGGCCCUAUCCGGCCACCCUUCACCCUUGUUCGCGGACGACCUCUUGGACGCAGAUGGCUCGCACUCCCUACCCCUCUCGCCAUCAGAGAAGGCCUUGCUGCGCUCAAUCGGCCAGCUUGCCGACCUACACCGGAAGCUGCGACGGCACAUCAACCAGAUAGCCUCUCACCACACAUCAAUCAUCUGCCGCGCAGUCGCCACAUCCAUCCAGCAAACCCAUUUGCCCAGGUUUCAGGACAAAAUCAUCCAAGUCGAACGCAAGAUCCUCACCAAAGAUGCCGCCAUGGUCGGCGCAUACGACAUUGUGCCGCUCGCCGGGGUGGUGGGCGAGUUUGACGGCUGGCAUCGGAGGAUGGCGUGGUAUUGGCGGAUUGCUUGCUUCAUGCGGCCGGAGUCCGAGUCUGAGAAACAGACUGGCUGUACUGGCGCGGCGUUGAUUGACAAACUUCGUGCGGAGCAACAGACUGGAUUUCCGGAUAUCGAACAAACCACUAUCGAGCUUAGCACCGUUGCGGAGACGGCGUGGCUGCGACAGGUCGUUUCGUGGGUGUUGUAUGGGCAAUUGCCCAAGUUUGGAGCAGAUGACUUUUUCAUUCAAUCGAGUUUGGAUGAUGGAAAUGGCGCCACUUUCAACAAAGAGAAACGACUGCUCCCUCAAUUCGUCACUGCGGCUACUGCGUCUUCCACCCUCUUCAUCGGCAAGUCGCUGGACCAAGUACGGAGAUAUGCAAGUCGUACCGGCGCUUCACACCUCCGACACCCAACAGGUAUGCGCGAGGAAGAACUCCGAGCAACACACCUGCAGCAGCUAUCCUCGCUGUCCUUACCACUUGUACCAGCUCAAUUCUCCCGCGCCGUCUCCGCCAUUCGACUAUCCGUUUCGCAGAACAUCUUACAGCAUCUCCUCCCCAUGGACGUUACGCUCCAGCUCCUCUCAUGCAUCAACGAAUUCUUCUUGCUCGGAAGAGGCGAGUUUGCCGUAACGCUGAUCAACGAAGCCGAGGCAAGGCUAUACGAACGUCAGCGAGGCAUGAGCAAACUUUUGCAGCAAGACCCCGUGAAAGCGCUGCAAGGAUUAUCGAUCAAGGAUGCGGAGUUGCAGCAAACAUUGUCCGCGACGUGGAAGACCCUCGCAGCCCUGGGGGACGAUGACAGCGAAGACGACGUCCUCGACUUCGCUCGGAAACAUAUCACUCUAUCCACUCCACGCGAGGUCGGCUCCAGACCAUCGACGUCUGAUAGCGCACAGGAUGCCCCAUCCAUCGACCUCACCACCGUCCCAUUCAACGACCUCCUCUUCCCAACCGCCACAACUCUCAACCUAACCAUAACACCGCCCCUCGACCUCUUCAUCUCCCAACGAGAAGUAGACACCUACGCAACCAUCGCCUCCUACCUCCUCGCCAUCCGCCGCGCACACCUCCGCCUCUCAAACCUCUGGCGCCAAAGCAGCGCAAGGCGCGACCACCCCUCGCCAAAAUCCCCCCCAACCACACCCCUCUCUCCACACAGCAAGACCCAGCUCGCGCAAAGACGAAUCGCAACCCGCAAAGUCUGGGCAACAUGUAGCGCAGCGCUCUUCCUCGUGUCCGAAACCUCGGCCUACUUUGAAGGGGAAAUCAUCAAAGCUUCGUGGGACCAUUUCUCGGCUUGGGUGAGGGAGCCUCUCCUCGACACAUCACCUGCUCAACGCGAUCCGGAAAGUCUGGCGUCUGCUCACCGCUCCUUUCUCAAUGCGCUGGCGUACGCCCUCCUCCUUACCGAUGUGCCGUACACAAAAGACCUCCGCUCCCUACUGACUAACAUCGACCACCUCCUUUCUUUCUUUAAUCGUCUGCUGGCAUUACAGCAGAAAACCGACCUCGAACGCAACCUUGACGAAGCGUACACAGCCGAAGCAGAAGACCAAGCGCGAAUCACACUCGAACUCGACCGUGCGAGGAAGAAAGUCGACAGCGAUUGCAAAGGUGUUAUUGCGCGGUUGCGGAAGUUGGAUCGCGAGAGGAUUGGAAGGGGGAGGGUUGCUGUUGGGGAGGGGCAAGUGGAGGGGGCAAUGGGGUUUGUGCCGGUUGUGGCUGGGGGGCUGGAGAGGUUGUUAAUGAAGUUGGAGUUUGGGCGAGUGGUGGAGGGGGUGGAAGGGGAUUUGGUCUGAUCCAUUCGUGCUGGUAUUAACCAAUGGAUGAAGAAGCAAAGGCCGUACGAUGCUGUGUUCGGAAUCAAACAUCCAAGUCCAAUCGAACUUACGCCGAUGUCAAGAUUGCUGGUGCAGGAACGAUAUACACCGAUGACACGCACGGCCUUGAGACUGCUCUGAGCGUCCACAGAUACCGCUUUGCGCAUCGUUUAAUG
This is a messenger RNA of Neohortaea acidophila, 2695 nucleotides long. Its product is annotated as gamma-tubulin complex component protein. Gene Ontology annotation, molecular function: gamma-tubulin binding; microtubule minus-end binding. Lineage: Eukaryota; Fungi; Ascomycota; Dothideomycetes; Mycosphaerellales; Teratosphaeriaceae. Bases 327 to 2498 code for a protein of 723 amino acids. The record is from RefSeq and is a predicted model, not a curated record. Gene Ontology annotation, biological process: mitotic cell cycle; cytoplasmic microtubule organization; microtubule nucleation. Gene Ontology annotation, cellular component: gamma-tubulin complex; equatorial microtubule organizing center; spindle pole. The transcript has a single exon.